GAAAGUGAUGAUACAGGAUCUAUAUUAGCUACUCUACCUACUGGUUCACUGUGGCCAGACUCUAUACCUAAUAGUCCAGCGUCUAUGUCAAUGUGGUAUGUACUUUUUUCUGAUACAGAAGAUGAAAAAGCGUAUAAAAUUUGGAAGAAAUCUAUCAUGUUAGUGUGGAGAACAGCAGCUAAUCACAAAUAUGCUAAUGUUUUUACUCAUCCAGUGACCAAUGAGAUCGCUCCUGGUUAUUUAAAUGUAGUGCACAGACCAAUGAAUUUAACACAAAUAAAACGUAAUAUAGAGUCUGGUGUAAUCAGGACUACUACUGAGUUUCAACGUGAUAUGAUGUUAAUGUUUACCAAUGCUAUCAUGUAUAACAGUUCAGACCACAAUGUGUAUAAAAUGGCUGUUGAAAUGUAUGAUGAUGUCAUGGAAAGUAUUGAGCAAUUUGUGAGUACACAGUUAAUGGUAUCUAGUGCUGAUAAU
Messenger RNA from Lottia gigantea (owl limpet), 477 nucleotides. RefSeq lists its product as hypothetical. NCBI's taxonomy places the organism in Eukaryota, Metazoa, Mollusca, Gastropoda, Lottiidae. Gene Ontology annotation, molecular function: protein binding. The transcript has 5 exons. The record is from RefSeq and is a predicted model, not a curated record. Gene Ontology annotation, cellular component: NuA4 histone acetyltransferase complex. The annotation marks the transcript as partial.